Molecule: messenger RNA, 990 nt
Organism: Plasmodium vivax (malaria parasite P. vivax)
Lineage: Eukaryota; Apicomplexa; Aconoidasida; Haemosporida; Plasmodiidae
Product: 50S ribosomal protein L33, putative
Exons: 2
Coding region: 441-776 (111 amino acids)
Biological process (GO): translation
Cellular component (GO): ribosome
Molecular function (GO): structural constituent of ribosome
Source: RefSeq, a predicted model, not a curated record
GCCAUCAUUUGACCAUUCGUUCGUCGCAGUUGCACACCCAUUUCGCCAUUAUCUUAAAAAUUUACGCAGCACUUCCCCUUACAAAGUUGCACAUACGAACAAAAGGGGAGAAGGAUAUUACGGAAAAUAAUGCGUUACCUGUGGGUUUUUAGAGGGAGAUAGUGAGCGGCUGGCCUGUCCGUAUGAACACACAGAAAGGGAACCAUAGUUCAAGUUGCUCCAAAAUAUAAAAAAUAAAUGGAAGGUGUAUUAUCGAAUGGAGGACGUAUCCAGUUGGUGAAGGUUUAUCUGGUUAGUGAAUUACGUGGAAGGGCGGAGCGCACAUAAGUUAGGUUACACACAAAGAUGUAAACGUGAAGACGUUACCCUAUAAAAGCGCCCUCUUACACACACGUCGCGCCCCAGUUGACGACAGCUCCUUUUAGUAAAACACAAAGAAUAUGAAAAAAUGUGACAUUUUUUUCUUAUAUUUAAUUUUUUUCGUUCUAACCACUAUCAAACGUUGCCAACCGUUUAUAAUUCCAAACAACACAAAAAUGGUGAACGGCCCUCUUCUGAAAAGCUGCUGCAGGAGCAAGCGAGUUGUAACCAUUUUUGGGAAAAAAAAAAAGAACAGGAAAGUUGUUGUCAUAGAAUGCACUGAAGCAAGGAAGUACGGGAAGCAGCCGUCGAGAUAUGUGACAGAGAAAAAUAAAGUAAACACACCGAAGAAGUUGCAGCUGUACAAGUAUAAUAAAUAUCUUAAAAGAAGAACAUUACACGUAGAAAUUAAGUAAUUGCGUGCCGAAAGAAACGUUCCUUUGUUUUUCUACCGCGACGCCUUUCGUGCAUAUCCGUGUUCCUUUUUCUUUUUUUUUGUCGUAACGUUUUUUUCUUUUCCUUUUUGUUCCUAUCAACGGUUCGCCAUUUCAUUUUUCCUCUACGGAAACUCCCUGCGUUGUUUAUACUAACGUUACUAUUUAAAACGUGAAUUUUAUUCUAAGAAGCGGA